Molecule: messenger RNA, 1086 nt
Organism: Aplysia californica (California sea hare)
Lineage: Eukaryota; Metazoa; Mollusca; Gastropoda; Aplysiida; Aplysiidae
Product: serine/threonine-protein kinase Aurora-3-like
Exons: 2
Coding region: 1-1086 (361 amino acids)
Biological process (GO): protein phosphorylation
Molecular function (GO): protein kinase activity; ATP binding
Source: RefSeq, a predicted model, not a curated record
AUGCCUGUGUUGAAGGAAGCCAAGUACAGAGUCCUGAACAAAGAUGCGUUGGAGAUUUUGGACAUGGAACAGAUGGAACUUCUGGCUGACAGAGGCAACUGGGAGGUGAUCGUAGCGGCGAGAGUUCGACAACCGAAGGUGAAAAGGGUUCUGAAGAAGUUCUUGUUGUUUGAGGAUGACGACGAAACCUCAAGGAUGCGGAAAUGGUCCUCCUUUAAACACGAGCUAUCCAUCUUGCAAUCCCUGGAGCACCAUAACAUCGUCAGGGUGUUGGCUGCUUUUCAGUGCCCGUCCUACUUGGGUAUUGCGAUGGGGUAUCAUCCCACGGAUCUUCACCGUGGACUGCUUGACGUGACCUACACCGAGGCGGAAUCCUACACAAGUCAGCUCACGGACGUCAUGUGCUACUUGCACGGUCAGCGCAUCAUCCACGGAGAUCUCAAGCUAGGGAACGUUCUCCUAGACAGAGCCGGCAGGGUCAAACUCUGUGACUUCGGUCACUCUCAGGUCAUUCCCGAUGAUACAGACAAGCCCGACGGGUGGAGAGGCACCGACGGUUAUUUGCCACCAGAGUUAUACCACAGCCAAGUUCACAACGCCUUCAAGAUGGACAACUACUCCCUGGGCAUCUUGAUGUGGGCUUUGUUCUUCGGGACUACUCCUCGCGACAACAUUAACUAUCUGUACAAAGUGGGCAACAGUUCGUUUCUCAAGCCACAACACAAGCAUUGUCUUCUGCGGCUUCUGGCUCUAUCCCCGACACACCGAGCAGACAUUUGGGAGAUUGCUGGGAUUCUCAAGGACGAGGACACAUCAGAACGUUACGUGAGGACGGGCUCUGUGUGUUCUCUGAGCUCAGAGUGUUCUUCGGACUCUGCUCAAGCGAACCAGUCAUCUCCAGACAACGGUUCUUCUGUAACGGAACGUCCAGAGAGUGCGGCCGUGUCAAACCAGUUUCGUGCCCCACCGACCCCACACCCCCAGGCCACAUCCUGCUACCUUCUUCCUCAAACGGCAUAUCCUGACAGUGGAGACGUCAGAACCAGCCUGGCUCCGAGUUGGCCACCUCUCCACAAAGACCUUUGA